GGGGCUGCGGGCGGGGUCCGCGCCCGCGGCCGGCAGCGGUCUCUGCGCCUCAGCCGGGCUUCGCCGGGUGCUGGCGGUGCGCUCUCCCGCCGCGGGGCUGCACAAUGGCAGUCGUUCAGUAGGAUGGAUCCUGCCGUGGCUUUUGUUCUGCAGAUCCACCCAUCCUCCUAGCAGUCAAGUACCAGGCUAUGGUUUUCUCUCUGGGGAUCCUUCUUCCGCGUUUUGCCGGUAUCUCCGAUGAGGUUUUGGCCUCGGCUGGGAUUUCACUACCUUACUUUUCGUUUGGCUUCACGCUGAAAAAAGGGAUUCCUUAUAUUUGCUCUCCACGCUUUUGGUUAUAAUCCACUGUUGGUCUAGGGGGAACAACCGUUCAGCCUGGCUGAAAAAAAAGCAUCCGUUGAAAAGUCUCAAAGAAAUAUACCACGUGAGGAAAAAAAACUGGGAGAAGAUCGGAAUAUAAUCGCUUUUUCUAUGAUAAAACUGGUGCCCCUCUUCAGGAGAACUGAUCUCAAUUUAUUAUUAUGCAACCACAAGGAUCUCUUCUUUCUCAGGGUGUAUAAGCUGCUGGAUUGCUUUUCGCCCAAAUCAAUGUGGUUUCUUUGGAACAUUUUCAGCAAAGGAUCGCAUAUGCUGCAGUGUCUUUGUGGCAAGAGUCUUAAGAAAAACAAGAACCCAACUGAUCCCCAGCUCAAGGGUAUAGUGACCAGGUUAUAUUGCAGGCAAGGCUACUACUUGCAAAUGCACCCCGAUGGAAGUCUCGAUGGAACCAAGGAUGACAGCAGUAAUUCUACAUUGUUCAACCUUAUACCAGUGGGACUUCGAGUUGUCGCUAUCCAGGGUGUAAAGACUGGGUUGUAUAUAGCCCUAAAUGGAGAAGGUUUCCUCUACACAUCAGAACUUUUUACACCAGAAUGCAAAUUCAAGGAGUCUGUUUUUGAAAAUUAUUAUGUAAUCUACUCAUCCAUGCUCUACAGACAACAGGAGUCCGGGAGGGCUUGGUUCUUGGGGCUGAACAAAGAAGGGCAGGUCAUGAAAGGAAACAGAGUGAAGAAAACAAAACCAGCAGCUCAUUUUCUACCCAAGCCAUUGGAAGUUGCCAUGUAUCGAGAACCAUCUUUGCAUGAUAUUGGAGAAACAGUGCCAAAGGCUGGGGUAACUCCAAGUAAAAGCACAAGUGCAUCUGCAAUAAUGAAUGGAGGCAAACCAGUGAACAAGAGCAAGACGACAUAGCCAGAUCCUCGCAGGUGUUGUGACUUUACUGAGUCCCAAGUACAGUUGAGUGAUUUAUCCUUGCCAGACUUCCCCUCGGCAGUGUUGUGGAUCAGCUUGUGGCAAGUCACCAGCUUGCCCGUUCCUGUUUCUGAACUGAGUUGUUGCAAGUGGAUAAAUCUCAACAUGUAGCUCCACCACAACGAGAAGACACCUGGAUGAACCAGCUAAACUCAGACCAUGGAAUGCCCUACCAGAUAUUGGAAUGCCUUUUUAAUAUCUUUUCUGUGACUGUGACACUUCAUGUGAAUGACAUACUUCACAAGUACACUUGAUACCUUGCCUGCUGACAAUUGCCCAUAAUCCCUUUUUGAGUCCAGUUUCAGCAAAAUCCAUGUGUUUAAGUUCUAUUUUGUAGCACACAAAUAAUCAAGUAAUUUCUAGUUAGAUGCUGUAAACCUGUGCUAUUAUGGAUUUCUCUUCUUCCCUUUUUUAUAAGGCUGCUCGCUCCACUGUUUGUGACCUUUUGCAGGGAUUGUGUUUCUCUAUAACUUAAGUGUUGCCGGUGGCUUAGUUUUGAAAGCAAUCAGGGAAUCAGGAAGCCUUCAAAAAUCUACUAUUAAAAAUUAUAUCUAUAAAGAAUAGGAUCAUUGUCUCUGGCUUAAAAUAUUGAUUAAAUGUGAAUACUCUUUAGUAACAGAUACUGUGCUUCUGAGGUUGGCAUUAAAAUGGAGGGAAGAGCGUCAAACACAACCAAUGGGGAGUUUUCUGAAACAUGUGUUUGGCAUCCCCCUAUAGUUUCUUUUUGUGUGUGUGUUUUAUACAUAUCACAGGCUUACUGGUAAUGGUAACAUUUGCCUUGCCCAGCGAGCAAGACCCACUAAUUUUUGGAAAAGUGGGUCCAAAGAAUUUUGUAGGCCUUGUAGGCCUGAAUUAAGGCUCAUUUUUCAUCUACUAAAUCUUCAUUGUUUGAAAAACAACCACCACCGAUAAAAGAAUAAAAAAGUAAGACUAAUCAGAAUUGUGCUACCUAAAUCCAUUUCAAAUAUAAUCCUUUCCUGUUUUUAAGGAACUGAACUUAAUGCCAUUGUUAUUUUUGGCCGAAUCCCACACCUACUUAGCAAAGCAUGGGCAAGGGUUGUUGUUGUGUUCUUUUUUGCAGCACCAAUGCAAAGGGUAGUUACAAAUUAUAGUUUAAUAUUUCUGGUGUUUUAAAAAAAAAAAAAAGACGUUUUAAAACUGGACAUAUUACGAAACUUUAUUUUUAUUUUUAACUAAGCAUGCAAAGUCCAGUCCUAUGUAUUUCACUGAUAUCCCAGUAUGUACCUCCACCCAGCUUCCUAGGAUACCAUGCCCACCAAAUUGCUAGAUUGAAGGUGCCUUGCCUUGAUCUCUAUAUACUGUACUUUCUCCUACAUGAACCUAGAAGAAAUCAAAAACAUCUUAAAACUGAAUCCUUGGAUCAUAUUACCAGGAACAACAUCAACCUUUGAGUUUGUCACUUGUGAACAAUUAAGCCAGUGUUGUGGGGGAUGAAGGCAGGUGGGGGAAAGAUUCAGAGAAUGCCACAGAGAUGCCACUGAAGUUUUUGCACACUUAGUCACAGGCUUUCAGAAGAUGAAAUAUAUAGGUGCUCUCUGUGUGCUUAAGAAGGAAUUUGUUUCUUAAAAAUGGCAGCAAAGAUCAAACUGAAUCUCAGUAUGGAAAACUGUGUGGCAACACUCUCUUGGCCUCUUGCUGUUACCUUGAUAUUUAAAGACAAAAAGAGGAAAACAUCCGUUCCUUUUUUAGCACUGUAUUUCUGGCAAUUUGUUUUAUCACAUCUUUGUGCUGAAGUCCUUGACAGAGACUGCUGAUUAUUUCAAACUCCCUGUCUGCUCAGCUGAACAGUCUGAUUCAGUCUGAAUGAACUCUUCAUACUAGUUUUCAAAUGUGUUUUGUUUUUAUAAGCAACAUUUAGUGCACUCUUCAAGGAGGCUACUGUAAAGCUGCUAAAUUCUAGAAAAACUUUUUCUUUUUUCUGUAGGUCAGACUUCUUUUUGUAUGUGUGAUAUGAGAACAGCAAGAUAAUGCUUAAUGUUGGGUCUUUCUAGGGAGGGAAUGAGUUAAGCAUGAGCCCUCUAUCCAUGUAGAGAAAAAAAAACCACAAACCUAAUCUAAAACUGUGAUAAAAAUGCAAAGAAACUUUGACUUAAGACUGUGUCCUUGCCUGCUAGCACUAAAUCUGUGUGAGCAGGGAAAACAACACUUUAUUAAAAACUUCGGUGUGCCAUUCUCAUCCCAUCUGGUCCAGUGGGAUUUGUGCACCAUCCCUGAGAAAACAAAAUCAAACCAAAGCAGCUCAGAUGGGAGCCAGGGCUGGUUCUGCAGUGCAGGACCCAGGAGAGGCAGCAGCCUUGGCUGCACUGCCACCCGGGCCCCAGGCCUUCUGCAGUUGUAAGAGAACAUCACAGUAUUUCAAGUGAGAUAAAACAGCUGAAGGCUACAUUCUCUCUCAGCUGAUUCACCAGGAAGGAAUACAUGAGUUCAUGUCCCAGUCAUCUGUCUUUUUAUUCACCCAGUGUAAGAGCCUGAGGAGAGAGGGCUGGAGACCUGGCUGAGCCAUGCAAGGAGGAUCUGGUUCAUUGCCUGAUCCUAUAUAAACAUUGUUUUCAACAUUAACCUUUUCGUCCUGAGCAACUAUGAUCUGUGAACCAGUUUGGGAGGCUAUAAUUAAGGCCAGAUUUAUUUUAUUUAAGCAGUUAGUACUUAUUGGAAAUACAGCUUUUUUUAUUUUUUCUAAUUAUUGUUUUCUGGUUUUGUUUCUGUGGGCUAAAUUCAUAUGAGCGUUUAAUCCAAUGAAUCAAUGUCCUAAUUUUUUUCCUACAAUCUGUUUAAACAUAACAGAAAUAUCUUUGUGCUUUGUUUCCUCCCUUGAAUUUUGUCUUGUCUCAUCUGUUGCAUGGGAAGAGUACAAGGAUGAACUAACUGCAUGUUGUAGGUUGUGUCUGUCAAAGAACUGUUGGCCACUGUUACAAAUUUACAUACAUAUAUGCAAAGAGUUUGUCUGCAUUGUACAUUUUGUGUUGAUUCUUAUUUAUUGUAUACACAGAUUCAACAUUAUGAAUAAAACAUUUAUAUGAAGGCAUACUGGAAACCAACAAAAAAGUUUAUGUAAGAAAUAGACUGUGCAAAGCAUCAUUGCACUGGCCACAAGAUGGUUAAACUUAUGUAAAUAGGUUGGCAAACUCAGUUCUCCCCCUUUACCAUGCCAAAGAAAAUUUCAGCUCCUUAAUAUAAUACCUCUCUUGCUGUUCUCCAGGAUGAGACUUCCCUCUAAAACUAAUUUUGCUGUUAAGUGAAAGCUGUUUUCAAUUGUCUGUUACUACUAAAGUACUGUAUAGUAAACCUGAUGGAAUCAAUUUGUAUUUACAGAUUGGGGUUUUUGUACUUACAUGUGCAGCUGUCCGUGAAUCUGCAGCGUUCCAGGUCUUUUGCAUGCUUGCAUUGUAUUUUGUUCUUCUGGGUCUUCUCUAAUCUCUGAGAGACUGUUCACACUGAAAUCUAACCUCAUCUUGCCAUUUUAUAUGUUAACACUGCAUAAAGUAGUUUUCUUCUCAUUUUUGAUCUGUAUUUCAGCUACGGUUCUAUUUGGCAAAAUUAGACACACCUGCACAGUUUUAGAGAUCCAGUUUUGAGGAGAUAUGAACUACUUCAAUAAAGCACCAUUUUGCUGUACUUCAAAAAUUUUAUAAAUACACAAGAAUCCUUAUGAGAUUGCUCGCAUGAUAGAGCCUAUUGAAAGAUCUCUAGCUCCUUUUAAGUGCUUUGUAGUUCACAUAACAGAGCUUUUGCUUAAUUUUCUGGUUUUUUAGCCAUUCUCAAUUGAUUUUGUAAUAUACUGUCAUUUUCAUAAAUGUUGGUUCUUAAUAAACUCCUCCAAGACCCUCCCCUUCACUAGAUAUAAAGUAAAGCAAUUCACUUUGCCUAUGCUAUAUACCUGAAACAAUAUAUCUCUAUGGGGAAAAUUUUUGUCUUGGUUUAAAACUAGUUUACACAAUGAGGUAUGAAAGCAGACAGUUUGGACCAUGCAGUAAAAGUGUACCAUGAUGAUCCAUCUGUUUAUUGCUCUAAAGAAUAGAUUAUUCAGCUACAUUUCAAUGGGAAGGUUCUCUUUCUUUUAAAUGUCCCUUUAGAUAAACAUGCACUGCAUUCUAAAAUGUUUAACAGGGUUUUCUUUUCUGUGAUGAUUAAUGCAAACGCUAUAACUUAUUUUUAAAGAUGUAAUAAUUUUUUUGUUCAAUUAAUUAGUCACAGAAAUAUUCAACUUAGCUUUUUUCAUCCCAGUAUGAUUUAGCUACAAAGUGGGAUGUCUUUCUGCAAAGAAACAAGGGCAAUAUAUCAGAAAGGGACAGCAAAUACAUGAGUAAAUGCAUCCAAAGAAUAUAGCCAGUGGGGAAAAAAAUGGAUGACAAGCAGGUUAAUAAAUUAUAGAAGUAAAUCAAUCCACAGGUUUUUUUACAGGUGAUAUUACAGAUAUGUUAAACACAAUAGGUGUAAUUCUGCAAGUUUAUUAUAGAAACACUGGCAAGCUUCUGGACUGUGUUCCUUCUCACAUCAGAAGAAAACAAGGCUAUAAUAUCUUUUUGUUUAUAAGGUUUAUCAAUCUAAUCAGUGAAGUGUCCCCUUUUAUCCAAUUUGGUUUUGCCUUUUGCCACAGGCCUGGAAUCAGGUUUUUAACAGUCACUAGCAAUGAAAAAUCAAGCAGUAAGUUUCACUUCCUUAUGCUUCUUCCUGCAUUUACAGUUUAUCUAUCUGGAAUUCCCACCACAGGGAAGGAGAUAAGGGAAAAAUAUAACUAUUUAUUAAUAUAGCUAUUAUAUUCAAAUAUGUGGAAUAAUAAUCUUAUUCCUUCUGAUUUCAUUUUUCUAGAGAAGAAAUAAGCCACAUAACAGAUAUACUGGGUGUCACAUCACCAGUUACCUCAGCAUGAAGAGCAGGGGAAAUGUUCAAGCAACAUUAUAGGAAACAGAAAAAAAUUUGCAAAAUAAUUAAUGUGUUCAUUACAUUUUUAGUAGUCUUAGUUAAUACUUUAAGGUUUAUAGUUAUAGCACCAUUUUGUUUGAUAAUUGCAUUUAAAGGAUCCAUGGAGAGUAGCUGUCUUAGAUAUUCUGAUUUUUUUUUCAAUAUGUAAGUUAACAAACAACUUGGAUAACACUUUUUGAAAUGCUAUAGGUACAUAACCCAUCCAGUAGUCAAAAAAGUUGGAGCUAAUUGGUUUAAAAAAAAAAAAAAACCAAAGUAGAAAUAAAAAUUACUUUAUACUCUUUAAGUAUAUAAAUUUAAAAUUAAAGGAAAUGACAAAGUAAAAUGCAUCAAAUAUGACACUGGAACCACCUAAAGAGUUGUUCUUUUAUAUAUAAAUGAGUACCUGAAAUACCACAGCUGAUCUACAGUAUAUAUAAAUGUUUUGAUGCCAUGAAAAGCAUCAAAAAAUUUUUUGAUGCCAUGUCAAAAGCAUCUACUGACACCAGAACAGUUUUGACUAUCUAGUAUUUUCUUUAUACAAUACUAAAUACAAACAGAAGGAAAGCAAGGAGAACUUAGUAUCCUUCAUUGUUUACACUCUGAUUCAGCAGAUGAAUGUAUAUGCAAAAAAAACAGUGAUAAUGAGAUGAUUCAGGUCAGCGGUAUUCAUUAUUCAUAAAUAUAAAUAAAAGCAACAAUUUGUCCUCUCUAGACAUCAGGGUUGGCAAAAUGCAUAUAUGCUAAAACUUGAGAAAAUACUCCUGUUGAGCUCCAUGGAGUUUUAGGGUUUUAAGUAUAAAAUAUGAAUUAAAAUUUCAAGAUGAAUUUUACUUUGAGGAUUCUUCAUGCGUUAUGAAUUCAGCUUAGAACUCUGCCUGAUACUUUGGUAAUCUGAUAAUUGGUUUUCUAUAAGAGAGUAGUUAGCAGCUUUGGGAUGUAUGUCUAGUUAUUUAUCUGCAUAGCUUAUGUAUAAGUUGGAUGUUAGGUAAUGGAACUCCCUGAGAACAUGGGCUUCACAAGCUUCAAUUUUAGAAAGAAAGAAUCCAGGUUAAGAGGAAAAAAAGUGGUAGUUAAAGAGUAAGCUAUAUGGAACAGAGGAAUAAUAAAGCAGUUAAAUAAAUACAUUUGAAAUUUUGCAUUCAAUUACAUGUUCUGUACCAUUGUAUUUUCCUAUUUCAAAAUUGUCCUUUCUAAAAGAAAAGUAAUUUCUAGACUAAUAAUGGAAAAACAUUUUUUUUUUUUUGUUAAUACACAUUUCCAUUAUUUCUGAGUCAUGUACCUUUUCAAAAAUCAGGACCUCGGCACCUAAACCACAAUGUUAAAGUUUGGUAUCUAAAAGAAGUAUUUCUGAGCCAUUUAAUCAAUUUCUUGCUCAAUCACGGUUUCACAAAAUGUAAACACUUUUGAAACUAAAAUGUAUAUUUCUUUUUUUUUUUUUUUUUUUGCUCUAAAGAAUUCAAGGGCUGCCAAAUCUACAUGUACAAAAAAAAAAAAAAAAAAAAAAAAGAGACUCAUGUAAAUAAGUUAGGGAAGUCCCAAUAGUUGUGCAUCGUUCAUAACUCAAUGUGAAUUUCACACUGAGCAGCAUUUCACCAUUGGAAAAUAAAAAUAAAAUUUUUGUUCAUACCA
Lonchura striata (white-rumped munia) is the source of this 7845-nucleotide messenger RNA. RefSeq names its product fibroblast growth factor 14 (gene FGF14). The record is from RefSeq and is a predicted model, not a curated record. Gene Ontology annotation, molecular function: growth factor activity. NCBI's taxonomy places the organism in Eukaryota, Metazoa, Chordata, Aves, Passeriformes, Estrildidae.